This is a messenger RNA of Sporothrix schenckii 1099-18, 237 nucleotides long. RefSeq lists its product as uncharacterized. The transcript has 2 exons. The record is from RefSeq and is a predicted model, not a curated record. The coding region runs from base 1 to 237 and encodes 78 amino acids. Lineage: Eukaryota; Fungi; Ascomycota; Sordariomycetes; Ophiostomatales; Ophiostomataceae.
AUGUCAAAACGUCGAAAAUUCGAGAAGCACAAGGCACCGGAAAGUGAAAGUGGAACGGGGCGGAACACACGCCUCAGGGUGCGGGUGCCAGUCCAAUGUUUAAACGGUGGGUAUUGGGCAGAGGUGGAGUACGCUGCAGUGAUGAGGGUGGAGGAGGUGGCUGCGAGCGUUGAAGACGAAGAGGAGAAGAAAGAAUGGAAUGAACCAAAAGAAAGACAAGCGAAUUGGACCCUUUAA